Molecule: messenger RNA, 1516 nt
Organism: Papaver somniferum (opium poppy)
Lineage: Eukaryota; Viridiplantae; Streptophyta; Magnoliopsida; Ranunculales; Papaveraceae
Product: U11/U12 small nuclear ribonucleoprotein 31 kDa protein-like
Exons: 2
Coding region: 443-1225 (260 amino acids)
Biological process (GO): mRNA splicing, via spliceosome
Cellular component (GO): U12-type spliceosomal complex
Molecular function (GO): zinc ion binding; RNA binding
Source: RefSeq, a predicted model, not a curated record
UUUCACUUUCCAUCACAAACAAGUCUCAGGUCCAAAACGUUAAGGGCAAUAUAGUACUCAUAGAACUGAGAAGUCGAACCGGAAUCGAAAACCCUUCUCCCUUCUUUUUCCUUCCACGCCUCUUUCUCUUUGUUUCUCCUCUCCCUCUCUGUCUACCAAAACCCAUCCACCACCACCACCACCACACUCUCUGGUUUUGCAUGAGGAAGAAAAUUGUACGUAUAAUGAGUGAAUCGUUUUCUGAGUCAGCCCGAGUCAGUAAUUUCUUUGUCAUACAUCUCUGCUUCUGUAAUUUUUGAUUUUUUAAUCUUUGAUACUGCAAUUAAUUCUAUCAUUUUGUAUCUUUUUAUUCUAUCAAAUUGAAGUGUAAGAGCUUCAGUUCAAUCAGUUUCUUAAUUUCCCAACUAAAAUUACUUGACCCACAGAGAAACAGAAAGAAAAAAUGGUGAAACAUCACAGCGACAGCGAUGAAGACGAAACAAUCUACUACCGUUACUCCUCCACCGGAACCCCUUCAUCCUCCACCUCAAACCCCCAAUCAAAACCCCAAAAAUCCGGCAGCGGAGGCUUAGCCCCAUCAAAAUCAACCGUAUACGUAUCCAACCUAGAUUACACUUUGACAAACUCCGACUUAUUCACAAUCUUCUCAACAUUCGGCAAAGUAGCCAAAGUUACAGUACUGAAAGACCGUAAUUCAAGACAGAGCCGGGGUGUUGCGUUUGUACUGUUCGUCUCUAAAGAAGAUGCAAAUAAAGCUGUGAAAGAGAUGCAAGGUAAAAUUCUGAAUAAGAGAACUUUGAAUGUGAAGAUUGCUAGUGAUAAUGGAAGAGCAGCAGAGUUUAUUAAGAAGAAGGUGUAUAAAGAUAAGAGUAAGUGUUAUGAAUGUGGUGAAGAUGGGCAUUUGAGUUAUGAAUGUCCUAAGAAUCAAUUGGGGAAUAGAGAGAGACCCGUGCCGAAGAGGGUGAGGGGUGGUGGCGGCGGUGGAGGUGGUGGGAAUGAGUUUUUGAGAUUGGGGAAUGGUGGUGGUGGUGGGGGUGUGGAGGAAGAUGAGGAGGAUUGGGGGAGUGGUGGUGAGAGGUUUGAAGAUGAUAACUGGGCAUCUGUUGUUGAUACUAGAGAUGUUGAGGAGAGAUUAAAGAAAGAGGAAAUGGGGUUAGUGGAGAAGAAAGCUAAGAGAGCAAAGAAAUCGAGUUAUUUUAGUGAUGAAAGUGGUGAUGAUGAUUAGUUCUGAUUGUGGGGGUUGCGAUUCGAAAGCAUUUAAAGAAAUGACAAAUGUAGAUCUAGAGCGGAAGUUAGAAUUGUAAAUUUCUAGGCAUAUGUAGCAGCAGAAGGUAUAAUGUACGAUGGCAAUUCUCUUGAUAAGCAUCCAAUGGUGCCUCUUUAACCUGGAGGAAUAAAAUUUUAUUCUAAAUGUAAAAUGUGUAAGAAUUUUUAUGGUCUGUGCACAAUCUCUCUCCGUAUCGAAUAACAUAGGGAAACCUGCGAAAAAACAAAUAAAGAUGCUCUGAGGCUCUAC